AGAUGUCUUGACUUAAAGUCCGCACAGCUCUAGUGUAUAUCGGGGAGAUCUGGGUUGCAUCUUCUGAAGAAAGACGCAUUUUUGUUACUCCUCUAAACCUUAAGGGGAGUUUUUAGCUUUUGGUCAGCGAGUGGUUCCUGGAAAACAUCUGAAUCGUUUUAUAACCAAACACAGCUGCGGCGCCAGUGUAUGUGUGUGUGCGUGACAGUGUGUAUGUGUGUGUUCAUCCGUAUGUGGAAGAGGGAGAGAGAGUGAGGGUAUCUGUUUGCUUCCCUUUCCAAAACGGAAAGAAGGAAAAAAGUUUGGUCGUCUUUUUCUCCCAGUAACUUUUUUUAGGCAUGAACGCCGAGACGUGCGUCUCAUACUGCGAUAUGACAUCCAUGGAUUCAUAUUAUAGCUCCUCUCCACCGCAAGGUAGGGAUCAUCCGACGAACCCGUUUAGGACAUUCCAAGCGAGUGACACCAAAUACAGCCCCACUUUCCUGCCAAACAAAGGUCAGGCUUACGGAGAAAAGUCUCGGAGCCCAUUCCAACAGGAGUGUCAGUCAUUGGAUGCCACCGCUGGGGAAGGCACCUUUAACAAAUACCACCUCUUCAUGCAGAGGUCUUCUUGCAAAACCCCCCCCGAAGGAGGCAAACUGCACCAAGAAAGCGGACACAACGGAGCGCUCAUUCCCUGCUAUGGUAAAGACAGCUCAGGACUGACAGACUCUGACCUGACCCCGAACUCUGACCCCUCUGGGAUGGACGGCAGCUACCUGAGUGUGAAGGAUCAAGGCAUGAAGGGCCCCUCGGACCGACCGGGCUCGGACAUGGCCAGCCCCAUGGACAAGGGCGAGGGUGAGAGCAACAAGGGCAAGAAGAGGCGUAACCGCACCACCUUCACCAGCUACCAACUGGAGGAGCUGGAGAAGGUCUUCCAGAAGACCCACUACCCAGAUGUGUACGCCCGCGAGCAGCUGGCCCUCCGGACUGACCUGACUGAGGCCCGGGUACAGGUGUGGUUCCAGAAUCGCCGAGCCAAAUGGAGGAAGAGAGAGCGCUUUGGUCAGAUGCAGCAGGUCAGGACACACUUCUCCACGGCGUACGAGCUGCCUCUUCUAGCCAGACCUGAGAACUAUGCACAGAUACAGAACCCAUCAUGGAUUGGUGGCGGCAGCGGAGCAUCUCCUGUACCAGGCUGUGUAGUGCCCUGUGACUCAGUCACAUCCUGUAUGACCCCUCACCCUCACUCCGGCAGCGUCGUAUCUGACUUCCUGGGCGUCCCGAACCCUGGGGGUCACAUGGGACAGACACACAUGGGCAACCUGUUUGGGGGUCCUGGCAUGGGGUCAGGGAUCAACGGGUACGAUCUGAACAGCAUGGACCCGGACCGCAAGUCCUCCAGCAUCGCCGCCUUGCGUAUGAAGGCCAAAGAGCACAGUGCAGCCAUCUCCUGGGCAACAUGAUGCCUCAACAGCAGCAGGACAGGGGCCUCUGGGAACCCCACCACGUCCAAACCAAGCCAAAGCAGAGAGGGGAGGCGGUCUGUGCUACUAUAAUAGAAAUAUUGAUAAUCUAAAAUAAUAAUGAUGAUAAAAGCCAUAGCAAAUCGCUGAAGAGGAGAGAAAAGAGACAAACAAAUCUGGACAGUGCACUUCUUUAUUUUGUGUCUCUGAUGGGAGAGACCAGUGGACAUCAGAGAU
Messenger RNA from Salmo salar (Atlantic salmon), 1685 nucleotides. RefSeq names its product homeobox protein aristaless-like 4. The record is from RefSeq and is a predicted model, not a curated record. Lineage: Eukaryota; Metazoa; Chordata; Actinopteri; Salmoniformes; Salmonidae. Gene Ontology annotation, molecular function: RNA polymerase II transcription regulatory region sequence-specific DNA binding; DNA-binding transcription activator activity, RNA polymerase II-specific. Gene Ontology annotation, biological process: regulation of transcription by RNA polymerase II.